This is a messenger RNA of Plasmodium gaboni, 1773 nucleotides long. Its product is annotated as exported protein (PHISTb). The record is from RefSeq and is a predicted model, not a curated record. The annotation marks the transcript as partial. The transcript has a single exon. Lineage: Eukaryota; Apicomplexa; Aconoidasida; Haemosporida; Plasmodiidae.
AACAUAUGCAAAUAUGAUGGAAAAGCUCGUUUAAGUAACAGUUUCAUGAAUAGAUGUCCUAGGAGCUUAUUGGGAGUAGAGCAAAUGAAGGAAUAUUUGGAUGACAAUAUGAAUGAUGACAUGAUUUAUGAAUCGAGCGUAUAUUUAAUGGAUGAUCCCUUAAAGCAUAUUAUGUAUGAUAACUAUGCGCGUUUGUCUGAAUAUGUAGAUGCUCAAGAUACGUACACUGAUGAUGAAUUAAAUGAAUUGUUUUAUGAAGAAAAUGAAGACACAUCCAAAGACGAGCAUGAUGAAAUAUAUGAUCUAGUUGAAUUAGUUGAUAAUUUGAAUGCAGAGAAUAAUAUGAAAUCAAAAAUGGAUGAAACUGAGAUAUAUGAUAUGAAAAAAUUAAAAGAAAGUUUCAUUGAUUUUUAUAAUGAUAGAAAAAAUGCUGCUUCUAAAUUGGUAUAUGUAGGUAAAAGUUUAAGACCCCUUUUGUUUGAAAAUUAUAAAGAUGUUUCAACUAAUGUUGACAAAAGUUUAAUUGAUGAAGAAUCAAAGGGAAAAUUAAAUGAUAAUAUAUAUACAGAAGUUGAUGAAAGAGAAAAAAAUAGAUUUGAUGAUGUAAUAGUAUUAAAAGAAGAAGAAAAGCCAUUAUUGAGAGGUAUAUCAAAUAAAGAAGUAAAAAAUGAUUUAUAUGAGGAAAAUAAGAAAUAUAAAAAGGAAUCAGAAAAUAUCGUAUCGUUGGAUGAGUAUGAUAUAAAUGAAUUAUUAGACGAUAUUUUACAUUUGAAAUUACAUGAAGAAAAUGAUUCAAAUGGGCAACAAAUAUUACGAGAAUACAUGAAUGAUACAGUUUUUGAUGCAGUACAAAGUGAGGUGAAAACUAUAUUUCAUGAUGAUUCUUUCAGAAAAGAUGAUGAUGAUGACAAAUUUAAUAUAUCGUACUUAAAAGAGAAUAUACCUGAAUAUGAAAAUAUAAAAAAAUUAUUAGAUGAUAUAUUUAGUUAUAGAAAAAUAAAAGAUAUAAAUAAACUAAUAAGGUUUUUUAAAAAAUAUUCAAGAUCGGAUUAUAAAAUAAUUGUAGAAUGUGCAAAUUAUUUAUUAUAUCGUUUAAAUAUGGAAGAAGUAGAUAAAAAAAGUUUUGAUUCUUUUACAGAAGAAUUUCUCCAGUCUCAUGAAAAUAAUAUAUUUAAAAAAAAUGCGAAACUGUUUAAAUAUAUACAAAAUGAGGGAAUCAAGAAAGAAUAUGAAUUAGAUUUAAAUAAUGAGAAAAUGGAUAUAAAAAGAAACGUAUAUUCUAAUGAAAAAGAUUUGUCAAUAAAUGAAGAUAUUUCAUCACUGGAAAGUUAUAACAUGUCUGUAAGAAAAUUUUCUGAUUUAUGGUUGAAUGUAAUGAAAAAUGAAAGGGAAAAAUUUAAUCAUAUGAUAACUGCUUUAUAUAGGUUUUAUAGGACAUUAAUAAGAAAGUACAAAGUUCCAGGUAAUUUAGGUUCUAAUGAAUGGAAUGAAGUAUAUUCGAAUAUUCAAUUACAUAUGAAAAAUAUAGAAACAUACUUCAAUACAUUAUUUAAUAAGUGGAUAAAUAAUAAUAAACUAAAUAUAGGAGAAUUUAAAAUACUUGUUAUGUUAAAUAGGUUUUCAUGGAGAAAAUUUAAGAAGGAUCUAUAUGAUUCAAAUAAGAAAUAUAUAACUAAGCCAUUUCAAGCUGUAAUAGAUGAAGCGAAUACGAAGAAAAAGGAACUUACAGAAAAAUACAAGAAGCAAUUUCAAGAGAAAAAUAAAAAAAUGUAA